Messenger RNA from Glarea lozoyensis ATCC 20868, 2019 nucleotides. Its product is annotated as Actin-like ATPase. Lineage: Eukaryota; Fungi; Ascomycota; Leotiomycetes; Helotiales; Helotiaceae. Gene Ontology annotation, cellular component: membrane; nucleus; endoplasmic reticulum lumen. The coding region runs from base 1 to 2019 and encodes 672 amino acids. Gene Ontology annotation, biological process: endoplasmic reticulum unfolded protein response; cellular response to unfolded protein; protein refolding. The record is from RefSeq and is a predicted model, not a curated record. The transcript is spliced from 4 exons. Gene Ontology annotation, molecular function: heat shock protein binding; ATP-dependent protein folding chaperone; misfolded protein binding.
AUGGCGCGAGGAAGCCAGACUUCGUUUUUCCUUGGGUUGUCCUUUGUGGCAUACUUUGUUUUACUUCUCUCUCCUUUGGGUUUCCUUCAGACAGCAAACGCCGCUGAGUCGGCGCAAGAACCAUUACAAGAGAAUUAUGGAACAGUUAUCGGUAUCGAUCUUGGAACCACAUACUCCUGUGUCGGUGUGAUGCAGAAGGGCAAAGUUGAAAUCCUCACAAACGACCAAGGACACCGUAUCACACCAUCAUACGUCGCCUUUACCGACGAUGAAAGAUUAGUUGGAGACGCAGCCAAGAACCAGGCUGCCGCAAACCCUCGCCGCACCAUCUACGAUGUCAAGCGUAUGAUCGGACGCAAGUUUUCAGACAAAGAUGUCCAGGGUGACAUGAAGCACUUCCCAUUCGACGUCGUGGAGAAGGAUGGAAAGCCAAUGGUCAAGGUUGAGGUUAACGGAAGCCCAAAGAUCUUCACUCCUGAGGAGGUCUCGGCCAUGAUUCUCGGAAAGAUGAAGGAAGUCGCCGAGUCAUACCUGUCCCACAAAGUCACCCACGCAGUUGUUACUGUCCCAGCCUACUUCAACGACAACCAAAGACAAGCCACCAAGGAUGCUGGUGUUAUUGCCGGCUUGAACGUCCUCCGUAUUGUCAACGAACCUACCGCCGCAGCUAUUGCCUACGGUCUCGACAAGACUGACAAGGAGAGACAAAUUAUUGUCUACGAUCUUGGAGGAGGAACCUUUGAUGUUUCUCUCCUCUCUAUCGAGAAGGGUGUUUUCGAGGUUCUUUCUACCGCUGGUGACACUCACUUGGGUGGUGAGGAUUUCGAUCAACGUAUCAUUUCCUACUUCACCAAGAAGUACAACAAGGACAACUCUGUCGACAUCACCAAGGACCUCAAGACCAUGGGUAAAUUGAAGCGUGAGGCUGAGAAGGCCAAGCGUACUCUCUCUUCCCAGAAGACCACCCGCAUUGAAAUCGAAGCGUUCCACAACGGUAACGAUUUCUCUGAGACUCUUACCCGCGCCAAGUUCGAGGAAUUGAACGUUGAUCUCUUCAAGAAGACUCUCAAGCCAGUUGAGCAGGUUCUCAAGGACGCCAAGGUCAAGAAGUCUGAAGUCGACGAUAUCGUUCUCGUCGGUGGUUCUACCCGUAUUCCAAAGGUUGUCGAGCUUAUUGAGGAGUACUUUGGUGGUAAGAAGGCCAGCAAGGGUAUCAACCCUGAUGAGGCUGUCGCUUUCGGUGCCGCUGUUCAAGGUGGUGUCCUUUCCGGUGAGGAAGGUACCGAUGAAAUCGUUCUCAUGGAUGUCAACCCGUUGACUCUUGGUAUUGAGACCACCGGAGGUGUCAUGACCAAAUUGAUCCCAAGAAACACUGUCAUCCCAACCCGCAAAUCUCAAAUCUUCUCCACCGCCGCCGAUAACCAACCCGUUGUCUUGAUCCAGGUCUUCGAGGGAGAGAGAACUUUGACUAAGGACAACAACCAACUUGGAAAGUUCGAGCUCACCGGUAUACCACCAGCUCCUCGUGGCGUUCCUCAAAUCGAGGUCUCUUUCGAGCUUGAUGCCAAUGGAGUCUUGAAGGUUUCCGCUCACGACAAGGGAGCCGGAAAAUCCGAGUCUAUCACCAUCACCAACGAUAAGGGACGUCUUACUCAAGAGGAGAUUGACCGUAUGGUUGAGGAAGCCGAGAAAUACGCCGAUGAGGACAAGGCCACCAAGGAGCGCAUUGAGGCUCGUAACGGUCUUGAGAACUACGCUUUCAGCUUGAAGAACCAGGUCAAUGACGAGGAGGGUCUUGGAGGAAAGAUCGAUGAUGAUGACAAGGAGACUCUCACCGAUGCCAUCAAGGAGACCACUGAGUGGUUAGAAGAGAACGCCGCCACCGCCAACACUGAAGAUUUCGAGGAACAGAAGGAGAAAUUGUCCAACGUCGCCUACCCAAUCACCAGCAAACUGUACGCAGGUGCUGGAGGUGAGGGUGGAGCUGAUGAGGAUGCUGACGUCCACGAUGAGUUGUAG